Molecule: messenger RNA, 1163 nt
Organism: Morus notabilis
Lineage: Eukaryota; Viridiplantae; Streptophyta; Magnoliopsida; Rosales; Moraceae
Product: protein SAWADEE HOMEODOMAIN HOMOLOG 1
Exons: 9
Coding region: 87-971 (294 amino acids)
Molecular function (GO): chromatin binding
Source: RefSeq, a predicted model, not a curated record
GAGGACAGAAGUCUGAAGAGCGAAAAGAAAACAACUGACAAAAAAUCUCUCUUCAUUCACAUCACAAUCUAUUUUUUGUACUGGAAAUGGACGACUUUGGCUCAAAAAUCUCAAGAAACUCCAGCUCUGAGUUUACUCUUGCGGAGAUCCUGGAAAUGGAAAAUAUCUACAAAGAGGUUGAAGAACAAUCUCUUGGUCAAGAGUUUUGCCAAGACCUUGCAAUGAGCUUUAGUGGCUCAUCAACUCGUGCUGGAAAAUCUACUAUAACAUGGGAACAGGUGCAAAAUUGGUUCGAGGAUAAACAUAAAAAGCUUCACCCAGAAAGCACUUCCUCAGCUGUUGAUAAACAUAAAGAAUUGAACCCAGAAAGUGCUUCCUUCGAAUUAGUUGUUCAUCUUUCAGAUUCAAAGACUUCAAGUAUUGUACCCAAAAGUUCCCAGACACCUGAAGGUCGUCCUUCUUCUAGCCACGAUGAAGGAAUGAUGGAUCUUCAUGAGUUGGCAUAUGAAGCUAAAUCGUCAAAAGACAACGCAUGGUACGAUGUUGCUGCAUUUCUCACUUACAGAUUUCUCAACACAGGUGAACUUGAAGUUCGUGUGCGGUUUUCUGGCUUUGGUAAGGAGGAAGAUGAGUGGGUGAACGUGAGAACUGGAGUUCGAGAACGAUCUAUUCCCUUGGAACCUUCAGAAUGUGACAAGGUGAAUGUUGGGGAUCUUGUGCUCUGCUUCCAGGAAAGAGAACAUCACGCAGUCUACUGUGAUGCCUAUGUUGUUAAUAUCCAGAGGAGGCUACAUGACCUUAAUGGCUGUAGGUGCAUUUUCGUCAUUCGCUACGACGAUGAUGACACUGAGGAAAGGGUUCACUUAGGAAGGAUAUGUUGCAGGCCCGUAGGAUGUGAUUCACCUGCCAAAACAGAUACCCAGAAGGAAUUAUUUCUGGAUGAUAAAUGGAAGCUUUCUUUUCUUUAUUAGUGCCUGCCUCCUAUGCGUUUGGGAUGGUAUAGCUUCUAGAAGAGGUGCUCUGAGAGACUCGGCUUUUACAACGAAAAACUGCUUUGUGGGUGUUUGUGGUAACUUUCCCUUUGAGCUAAAUCUCAAGGGAUGUGUACUUUCCCAUGAAGCUUUCAAGAAAAGCUUGGGAAAGAAUGGGUGCGUUUGGAAUUC